This is a messenger RNA of Trichomycterus rosablanca, 32417 nucleotides long. RefSeq names its product nesprin-2. The record is from RefSeq and is a predicted model, not a curated record. The coding region runs from base 47 to 30469 and encodes 10140 amino acids. The transcript has a single exon. NCBI's taxonomy places the organism in Eukaryota, Metazoa, Chordata, Actinopteri, Siluriformes, Trichomycteridae.
UCAGCUAUUGAAAAAAGUACAAAUAAAGAAAGGGGAAGUUGAAAAAAUGAAUGACGAGGAAAGAAAGGAUGAACUAAUAAAAAAGAAAUUGGAACAAAGUGAUCAUCUACAAAGGGAGAGUGAAAAAUUGGAGGUAAUACAAGAAUACAAGAGAAUACAAGAGGAGGUCAGUCGGACAAAGCAGGAACUUCAACAAGACAAAAAAAUAAUCGAGCAAAUGAAAGCUGAAAUUAAAAUUAAACAAGACAAUUUAAACAGUAGACAAGAGGAAGUAUUUAAGGAAAGACAAGAGUUGGAGAAGCUCAAGGAGGACACAGUCAGAGCCAAAGAGGAGACUGAAAAAAUUAAGACAGAACAACAAAAAGAAAGAGUCGAGCUUGAUCGAAUAAGUGCUGAGCUGAAGACAGACAAAGAAGCUCUAGAUAGAAACAGAGAGCUCAUCAAAUUAGACAAGGACACAUUAAAUAAGAUUAUGUCUGAGAUUUUAGAGCAAAAUGAAGAAAUAAGGAGCAGACUGGAAAAUAUAAAAGAUGCAGAUGAUACAAUAAGACAAAUGCGAGAAAAAAUUUUACUUGAAAGAGACAAUAUUCAGCGGAUUCAUGUAGAAAUAAAGGAGCCAUAUAAAAAAGCCAAAUAUGAACUUGCUAAAGUGGAAGAACAAAUAAAAAGACGUCACAAUGAAGCAGAAAAGGAAUAUCAGGAGGAGAACGAGAAAAUUCAGAAAAGGAAAGAUGAGCUAAGGAUCGAAAAGAAGCAGAUUCAAGACAUGAGAAAUGACUUAAUUAGACAGAAAGAAGAGACAGAAGCCAAAGUGGAAAGAACAAAAAAGGAAAUGCAUAAACUUGAACAGAUGAAGGUAGACCUGCAGAGACAGAAGGAUGUCAUUGAGAACAAAAGUGCAGAGACUAAAAGAGAGAUGAAUAAACUUGAACAGAUGAAGGCUCAGAUAUUAUGUGAAAAAGAGGAUGUUACAAACAAAACGCAACUUGCAAAAGUAGAGAUGGAGAAGGUACAGCAUGUCAAGGAUGAAAUACAACAACAAAGAAAUGACUUGAGGGAAAAGAUGCAGAGGGCAAAACGAGAGAUGGAAGAAAUGGAACUCUUGAAAAAAGAAAUAGACAGAAAUAGAAAAGACAGUGACCAAAAGAUGAAGCAGAGUAUAAGGAAAAAAGAUGAACUAGACAGAAUCAAAUGGGAAAUACAAACAGAAAAAGAAGAACUUGAACGCAAAAGAGCAGAGAUUGAGAGGGCUAGAUAUGAGAUGGAACGUAUUAAAACUGAAAUUCAAAAAGUUAGGGAGGAAUCUGAGGUUAGGUAUGAGGAUUACAGUUUUUACGAUGAAGACAAACAACAAAUUAAUGCUGAGAUGAUCAACCUGAUUCUUCAAAUCGAGAAAACCAGAGAAAUGAUAAGGGAUACAAAAUUUCAUAUGGAAGACAGCCAGCUGGAGGCAAGUAAUGCAGGGGAGAUGAAUGCUGAGAUGCAAAAACUAAUUGUGGAAAUUGAACACAUAAGAGAAAUGCUCCAACAUCUUAAAAAAGAAAUGGAGCAAAACAAGGAUGUUCUUAUUAAAGAAAAGGAUGAGAUGAGAAUGCUAAAGACUGAAAUUCAAAGAAAAACAAGAAUUCUGGAAAACAGAGAAGAAAAGAACAGGAGAAAACGAGGCGAGUUAGAACUAAUGAGUGUCAGGAUACAGAAACAGAAAGAAGAACUGGAUAAGAGAUUGGAAGACAUCAAACAACAGAAUAAAAACACAGAGAAACCUGAAAAACAAAUUAUGUUGCAAUCUGAUGUGCAAGUGCAAACUGAAUAUUGGGGAAACAUGGCUGACGAAAAAAGUAGAAAGGAUGAGUUGAAAAUGCAAAUGUUAGAAAUAAAGAAAAGUGAGAUGAAAUUAGAAAAGGAAAAAGAGCAAAACAGAAUUCUUGUUGAAGAAAUCCACCAGAAGAGGAAAGCCUUGGAAAUGAUGGCUGCAGCAAUAGCAGAGCAAAAUGAAGAUUUAGAGACUAAAAAAGAGCUUCUUGAGAAGGAGAAAAAUUACAUUGUAAAACAAAGGAUGCAGGUGCAGGCAAAAAGCGAAGAGUUGCAAUUGCAAAUCACAACACAAAAGAAGAAGGAGGGCAUAGAAAGAUUGGCAAUAGAGCAGAAGAGAAAAGACCUGAAAAAGGAAAUGACCGAAAUACUUAAGGAGAGACAAGAGCUGGAAAAACUCAGGAAUGACGUAAUCAGAGCUAAAGAGCAAACAGAGAUAGUAAAGACAAAACAGCAGAGUGAAAGAAAUGAGCUUUAUCGAGUCAGUUGUGAACUGGUGAAUGAAAAAGCAGCUCUGGAUAAAAGCAGAGAACUCCAAAUUAUUGAAAAGGAAAAAAUUAAAGGAAUUUUGUCAGAGAUUCUCGAGCAAAAUGAAGAAAUAAAGAGUAGACUAGCAAGAAUCAAACAAUCAGAGGACACAAUAAGACAAAUGCAAAAAGAAAUUGAGUUUGAAAGAGAAACUCUGCAUGGCAUUAAAACAUUGGUGGAGAAUAAACCAUAUAUAAAAGCCAAUAAUGAACUUGUCCAAGUGAGAGAAGAAAUGAAGAGUCUUCGCACAGAGGCAGAAAGGGAAAAUCAGCAUGAAAAAGAAAGGAUUCAGAAAAAAGAGGUAGAAACCAACAUGUCAAUAACGAAAAUGGUUGAACUUGAACAGAUGAAGUUGCAGAGACAGAAAGAGGCAAUUGAGAACAAAAUUGCAGAAACUAGUAGUGAGUGGAAGAAACUCAAUCAGAUAAAGGCUGAGAUAAUAGAGCAAAAAGCGGAUGUUGAAAACAAAAUGCAAAUGGUAAAAGCAGAGAUGGAAAAGGUGCAACUUGAAAAAAUGGACAUACAACAACAAAGAAAUGAAUUGGAGGAAAGAAUGCAAAGGGCAAAGAAAGAUAUAGAAGAGAUGGAACUCAUGAAAAAAGAGAUGGAUUGGAAAGAAAAAGAUCUUGACCAAAAGAUAAAAAAGGUAAUUAGAAAUAAGAAUGAGCUUGUCAGAAUAAGAAUGGAAACAGAGAUGGCAAAAGAUGACAUUGAAUGCAAAAGGGCAGAGGCUAAGAAGGAGAGAUAUGAGAUGGAACGUGUUAAAGCUGAAAUACAAAGAGCAAGACAGGAAUUUGAGAAUUUAAAAAUGAGGGAAAACAGUCUGGAUGUGGAAGAGAAAGGGGACAUAAAUGCUGAGAUUAUCAACCUGACUUUUCAGAUUGAGAGAAUUAGAGAAAUGGUCAAGGAUACAAAAAUUCAUAUGGAAAAUCAACUGGCAGAAAGUCAACUAGAAGCAGGUGGUGAAGAGGAUAUGAAUUCUGACAUGCAAAGGCUGGUUGUGGAAAUUGAACACAUCAGAGAGAUGCUACAGCAAAUUAAAAGCGAAAUGGAGCUAAAUAAGGAGCUUCAUAGAAAAGAAAAGAGUGAAAUAAAAAUAUUAAAGAAUAGUAUUGAAAGGAAAAAAAGAGAACUGGAAAACAAGAAAGAAAAAAACAGGAGAGAACGAGAUGAGCUGGAAAUAAUGAAUGCCAGGAUACAGAAACAAAAAGAAGAACUGAAAGAAAGAUUUAAAGACAUGGAACAAAGAAAUAAAGAGAAAGAGGUGAUGAGAGUGGAUGAAUUGGAUGGAAUAUACACUGACAAAUUGGUAAAAAUGAAAGCGGAUAUACAGGUGCAAACUGAAAGCUUAAUAGGAAUGAAUAAAACUCAAAGUGAAGAAGAUGGAUCAGAAAUAAGUAAAAAUGAAAAGAACAAAAUUGAGCCUGAAGUAGAAAAACAGAAAAAUAGGAUUUUUGUUGAAGAAGUUCACCAGAAAGAGAAAGACUUGGAAAAGAUGACUGAAGAAAUUGCAGAGAAAAGUCAAGAUAUUGAGAUAAUGAAAGUGCUCCUUGAGCAAGAGAGAAACGAUAUAAAAAAUAAAUGGUUAGAGUUGCAGAUAAGAGGUGAUGAGUUGGCAUUACAAAUUAAAACACAAAGAGAAAAGGAGGACACAGAAAGAAAGAAAAUGAAAGAGGAGAGACAAGAACUGGAAAAUGAAAUGACCAAGAUCCUGCAAAUGAAAGAACUGGCUGAAAAAGAAAAGGAGGACUUGGUGAGAAACUGGAAAGAACUCGAGAUUCUUAAAGAGCAAAUACUAAAAGAGAGAGCUGAACUAGAUGAAAUUAAGAACAAAACAGCAACUAACCAAACGUUACUUGGUGAAAAAGAGGCUGAAAUGAACCAACAAAAGCAAACUGUGGAGAAAACUUUGAAGGACUUGAUGGAGGAACGAACUCAUUUGGACAAAAUGAGAGAGGAACUUGAUGCGCAAACACAACUAAUAGAAAGCAGCGUCAGAGACGACCUGAAACAAGAGAGAGACAAAGUUGAUGAGUUAAUGAAAGUAGUACAAAAGGAGAAGAUGGAUUUUGACACUGUGAAGACAAUCACAGAUGAUUCAAAGAAUGAUCUAGAAAAAAUGAAAGCCACAUUAGCAGCUGAACAACAUGAACUGAAAGUAGAAAAACAAAAGAUGGAAGAUGAGAGAAAAUCCUUCGAGCAGUCAAAGGCAUCUAUGCAGAAAGAAGGCGAGGAAAUGAAGAAUGCUCUGGAAAAGGCCAAACUAGACAUGCAGAUACUUCAUGAAAAUAAAACGGAACUGGUAAAAGAAGAAGAGCAAAAGAUGAAUCUUGUUAAAGAAGUUCACCAGAAAGAGAAAGACUUGGAAAAGAUAAAAGGAGAAAUUGCAGAGAAAAGAAAAGAUAUUGAGACAAUGAAAGUGCUUCUUGAGCAGGAGAGAAACAACAUUGACAAUAAAUGUUUGGAGUUGCAGAGGAGAGGUGAAGAGUUGGAACUGCAAAUCACAACACAAAAGGAAAAAGAGGACGUAGAAAGAAAGAAAAUGAAAGCGGAGAGACAGGAACUGGAAAAUGAAAUGGCCAAGGUCCUGCAAAUGAAAGAACUGGCUGAAAAAGAAAAGGAGGACCUGGUGAGAAACUGGAAAGAACUCAAGAUUCUUAAAGAGCAAAUACUAAAAGAGAGAGCUGAACUAGAUGAACUUAAGAACAAAACAGCAACUAACCAAAGGUUACUUGGUGAAAAAGAGGCUGAAAUGAUCCAACAAAAGCAAACUGUGAAGAAAACUUUGAGGGACUUGAUGCAGGAAAGAACUCAUUUAGACAAAAUGAGAGAGGAACUUGAUGCGCAAACACAACUAAUAGAAAGCAGCGUCAGAGACAACCUGAAACAGGAGAGAGACAAAGUUGAUGAGUUAAUGAAAGAAGUACAAAAGGAGAAGAUGGGUGUUGAAACUAUGAAGACAACCACAGAAGAUUUAAAGAAUAAUCUAGAAAAAAUGAAUGCCACAUUAGAAGCUGAACAACAUGAACUGAAAGUAGAAAAACAAAAGAUGGAAGAUGAGAGAAAAGCCUUCGAGCAGUCAAAGAUAUCUAUGCAGAAGGAGGUCGAGGAAAUGAAGAAUGCUCUGGAAAAGGCCAAACUAGACAUGCAGAUACUUCAUGAAAAUAAAACUAAACUAGAAAAUGAAAAAGAGCAAAAUAAGAUUCUUGCUGAAGAAGUUCACCAGAGAGAGAAAGACUUGGAAAAGAUGAAAGGAAAAAUUGCAGAGAAAAGACAAGAUAUUGAGAUAAUGAAAGUGCUUCUUGAGCAGGAGAAAAAUGACAUUGAAAAUAAAUGGUUGGAUUUGCAGAGGAGAGGUGAAGAGUUGGAACUGCAAAUCACAACACAAAAGGAAAAUGAAGACAUAGAAAAAAAUAAAAUGAAAGCAGAGAGACAAGAACUGGAAAAUGAAAUGACCAAGGUCCUGCAAAUGAAAGAACUGGCGGAAAAAGAAAAGGAGGACUUGGUGAGAAACUGGAAAGAACUCGACUAUCUUAAAGAGCAAUUACUAAAAGAGAGAGCUGAACUAGAUGCAAUUAAGAACAAAGCAGAAACUGACAAAACGUUACUUGUUGAAAAAGAGGCUGAAAUGAUCCAAAAAAAGCAAACUGUGGAGAAAACUUUGAGGGACUUGAUGAAUGAAAGAACUCAUUUGGACAGAAUGAGAAUGGAACUUGAUGAACAAACACAACUAAUAGAUGUGGAAAAGGCCACAUUAGACACUGAACAACAUGAAUUGAAAGUAGAAAAACAAAAGAUGGAAGAUGAGAGAAAAGCCUUCGAGCAGUCAAAGGCAUCUAUGCAAAAAGAGGUUGAGGAAAUGAAGAAUGCUCUGGAAAAGGCCAAACUAGACAUGCAGGUACUUCAUGAACAUAAAAUUGAACUAGAAAAGGAGAAAGAGCAAAAUAAGAUUCUUGUUGAAGAAGUUCAUCAGAAAGAGAAAGUUUUAGAAAAGAUGAAAGGAGAAACUGCAGAGAAAAGACAAGAUAUUGAGACAAUGAAAGUGCUUCUUGAGCAAGAGAGAAACGAUAUUGACAAUAAAUGGUUGGAGUUGCAGAGGAGAGGUGAAGAGUUGGAACUGCAAAUCACAACACAAAAGGAAAAGGAGGACGUAGACAGAAAGAAAAUUAAAGAGGAGAGACAAGAACUGGAAAAUGAAAUGGCCAAGGUCCUGCAAAUGAAAGAACUGGCUGAAAAAGAAAAGGAGGACUUGGUGAGAAACUGGAAAGAACUCGACAAUCUUAAAGAGCAAAUACUAAAAGAGAGAGCUGAACUAGAUGCAAUUAAGAACAAAAUAGAAAGUGACAAAACGUUACUUGAUCAAAAAGAGGCUGAAAUAAAGCAACAAAAGCAAACUGUGGAGAAAACUUUGAGGGAGUUGAUGAAUGAAAGAACUCGUUUGUACAAAAUGAGAGAGGAACUUGAUGCACAAACACAACUAAUAGACGUGGAAAAGGCCACAUUAGACACUGAACAACAUGAACUGAAAGUAGAAAAACAAAAGAUGGAAGAUGAAAGAAAAGACUUCGAGCAGUCAAUGGCAUCUAUGCAGAAAGAGGUCGAGGAAAUGAAGAUUGCUCUGGAAAAGGCCAAACUAGACAUUCAGAUACUUCAUGAAAAUAAAAUUGAACUAGAAAAGGAGAAAGAGCAAAAUAAAAUUCUUGCUGAAGAAGUUCACCAAAAAAAGAAAGAUUUAGAAAAGAUGAAAGGAGAAAUUGCAGAGAAAAGUCAAGAUAUUGAGACAAUGAAAGUGCAGCUUGAGCAAGAGAGAAACAACAUCGACGACAAAUGGUUGGAGUUACAGAGGAGAGGUGAAGAGUUGGAACUGCAAAUUACAACUCAAAAGGAAAAAGAGGAUGUAGAAAGAAAGAAAGAGAAAGCAGAGAGACAGGAACUGGAAAAUGAAAUGGCCAAGGUCCUGCAAAUGAAAGAACUUGCUGAAAAAGAAAAGGAGGAUUUGGUGAGAAACUGGAAAGAACUCGAGAUUCUUAAAGAGCAAAUACUAAAAGAGAGAGCUGAACUAGAUGAAAUUAAGAACAAAGCAGAAACUGACAAAACGUUACUUGAUCAAAAAGAGGCUGAAAUGAACCAACAAAAGCAAACUGUGGAGAAAACUUUGAGGGACUUGAUGGAGGAAAAAACGUAUUUGGACAAAAUGAGAAAGGAACCUGACACACAAACACAACUAAUAGAAAGCAGCGUCAGAGACGACCUGAAACAAGAGAGAGACAAAGUUGAUGAGUUAAUGAAAGAAGUACAAAAGGAGAAGAUGGAUGUUGAAACUAUGAAGACAACCACAGAAGAUUUAAAGAAUAAUCUAGAAAAAAUUAACGCCACAUUAGAAGCUGAACAACAUGAACUGAAAGUAGAAAAACAAAAGAUGGAAGAUGAGAGAAAAGCCUUCGAGCAGUCAAAGGCAUCUAUGCAGAAGGAGGUCGAGGAAAUGAAGAAUGCUCUGGAAAAGGCCAAACUAGACAUGCAGAUACUUCAUGAAAAUAAAACUAAACUAGAAAAUGAACAAGAGCAAAAUAAGAUUCUUGCUGAAGAAGUUCACCAGAGAGAGAAAGACUUGGAAAAGAUGAAAGGAGAAAUUGCAGAGAAAAGACAAGAUAUUGAGAUAAUCAAAGUGCUUCUUGAGCAGGAGAAAAAUGACAUUGAAAAUAAAUGGUUGGAUUUGCAGAGGAGAGGUGAAGAGUUGGAACUGCAAAUCACAACACAAAAGGAAAAUGAAGACAUAGAAAAAAAUAAAAUGAAAGCAGAGAGACAAGAACUGGAAAAUGAAAUGACCAAGGUCCUGCAAAUGAAAGAACUGGCGGAAAAAGAAAAGGAGGACUUGGUGAGAAACUGGAAAGAACUCGACUAUCUUAAAGAGCAAAUACUAAAAGAGAGAGCUGAACUAGAUGCAAUUAAGAACAAAGCAGAAACUGACAAAACGUUACUUGUUGAAAAAGAGGCUGAAAUGAUCCAAAAAAAGCAAACUGUGGAGAAAACUUUGAGGGACUUGAUGAAUGAAAGAACUCAUUUGGACAGAAUGAGAAUGGAACUUGAUGAACAAACACAACUAAUAGAUGUGGAAAAGGCCACAAUAGACACUGAACAACAUGAAUUGAAAGUAGAAAAACAAAAGAUGGAAGAUGAGAGAAAAGCCUUCGAGCAGUCAAAGGCAUCUAUGCAAAAAGAGGUUGAGGAAAUGAAGAAUGCUCUGGAAAAGGCCAAACUAGACAGGCAAGUACUUCAUGAACAUAAAAUUGAACUAGAAAAGGAGAAAGAGCAAAAUAAGAUUCUUGUUGAAGAAGUUCAUCAGAAAGAGAAAGUUUUAGAAAAGAUGAAAGGAGAAACUGCAGAGAAAAGACAAGAUAUUGAGACAAUGAAAGUGCUUCUUGAGCAAGAGAGAAACGAUAUUGACAAUAAAUGGUUGGAGUUGCAGAGGAGAGGUGAAGAGUUGGAACUGCAAAUCACAACACAAAAGGAAAAGGAGGACGUAGACAGAAAGAAAAUUAAAGAGGAGAGACAAGAACUGGAAAAUGAAAUGGCCAAGGUCCUGCAAAUGAAAGAACUGGCUGAAAAAGAAAAGGAGGACUUGGUGAGAAACUGGAAAGAACUCGACAAUCUUAAAGAGCAAGUACUAAAAGAGAGAGCUGAACUAGAUGCAAUUAAGAACAAAAUAGAAAGUGACAAAACGUUACUUGAUCAAAAAGAGGCUGAAAUAAAGCAACAAAAGCAAACUGUGGAGAAAACUUUGAGGGAGUUGAUGAAUGAUAGAACUCAUUUGGACAAAAUGAGAGAGGAACUUGAUGCACAAACACAACUAAUAGACGUGGAAAAGGCCACAUUAGACACUGAACAACAUGAACUGAAAGUAGAAAAACAAAAGAUGGAAGAUGAAAGAAAAGACUUCGAGCAGUCAAUGGCAUCUAUGCAGAAAGAGGUCGAGGAAAUGAAGAUUGCUCUGGAAAAGGCCAAACUAGACAUUCAGAUACUUCAUGAAAAUAAAAUUGAACUAGAAAAGGAGAAAGAGCAAAAUAAAAUUUUUGCUAAAGAAGUUCACCAAAAAGAGAAAGAUUUAGAAAAGAUGAAAGGAGAAAUUGCAGAGAAAAGUCAAGAUAUUGAGACAAUGAAAGUGCAGCUUGAGCAAGAGAGAAACAACAUCGACGACAAAUGGUUGGAGUUACAGAGGAGAGGUGAAGAGUUGGAACUGCAAAUCACAACUCAAAAGGAAAAAGAGGAUGUAGAAAGAAAGAAAGAGAAAGCAGAGAGACAGGAACUGGAAAAUGAAAUGGCCAAGGUCCUGCAAAUGAAAGAACUUGCUGAAAAAGAAAAGGAGGAUUUGGUGAGAAACUGGAAAGAACUCGAGAUUCUUAAAGAGCAAAUACUAAAAGAGAGAGCUGAACUAGAUGUAAUUAAGAACAAAGCAGAAACUGACAAAACGUUACUUGAUCAAAAAGAGGCUGAAAUGAACCAACAAAAGCAAACUGUGGAGAAAACUUUGAUUGCCUUGAUGGAGGAAAGAACUCAUUUAGACAAAAUGAGAGAGGAACUUGAUGCGCAAACACAACUAAUAGAAAGCAGCGUCAGAGACGACCUGAAACAGGAGAGAGACAAAGUUGAUGAGUUAAUGAAAGAAGUACAAAAGGAGAAGAUGGAUGUUGAAAGUAUGAAGACAAUCACAGAAGAUUUAAAAAAUAAUCAAGAAAAAAUGAAGGCCACAUUAGAAACUGAACAACAUGAACUGAAAGUAGAAAAACAAAAGAUGGAAGAUGAGAGAAAAGCCUUCGAGCAGUCAAAGGCAUCUAUGCAGACAAAGGUUGAGGAAAUGAAGAAUGCUCUGGAAAAGGCCGAACUAGACAUGCAGAUACUUCAUGAAAACAUAACCAAACUAGAAAAGGAGAAAGAGCAAAAUAAGAUUCUUGUUGAAGAAGUUCACCAGAAAGAGAAAGACGUGGAAAAAAUAGAAGGAGAAAUUGCAGAGAACAGACAAGAUAUUGAGAUAAUCAAAGUGCAGCUUGAGCAAGAGAGAAACAACAUUGAAAAUUAUUGGUUGGAGUUGCAGAGCAGGAAUAAAGAGUUGGAACUGCAAAUCACAACACAAAAAGAAAAGGAGGACGUAGAAAGAAAGAAAAUAAAAGAGGAGAGACAAGAACUGGAAAAUGAAAUGGCCAAAGACCUGCAUAUGAAAGAACUGGCUAAAAAAGAAAAGGAGGACUUGGUGAGGAACUGGAAAGAACUCGACAAGCUUAAAGAGAACAUACUAAAAGAGAGAGCUGAACUAGAUGUAAUUAGGAUCAAAACUGAAACUGACAAAACGUUACUUGAUCAAAAAGAGGCUAAAAUGAACCAACAAAAGCAAACUGUGGAGAAAACUUUGAUUGACUUGAUGGAGGAAAGAACUCAUUUAGACAAAAUGAGAGAGGAACUUGAUGCGCAAACACAACUUAUAGAAAGCAGCGUCAGAGACAACCUGAAACAAGAGAGUGACAAAGUUGAUGAGUUAAUGAAAGCAGUACAAAAGGAGAAGAUGGAUAUUAAAACUAUGAAGACAAUCACAGAAGAUUUAAAGAAUGAUCUAGAAAAAAUUAAGGCCACAUUAGAAGCUGAACAUCAUGAACUGAAAGUAGAAAAACAAAAGAUGGAAGAUGAAAGAAAAGCCAUCGAGCAGUCAAAGGCAUCUAUGCAGAAAGAGGUCGAGGAAAUGAAGAAUGCUCUGGAAAAGGCCAAACUAGACAUGCAGGUACUUUAUGAAAAUAAAACCGAACUAGAAAAUGAGCAAAAUAAGAUUCUUGCUGAAGAAGUUCACCAGAAAGAGAAAGUUUUAGAAAAGAUGAAAGGAGAAAUUGCAGAGAAAAGACAAGAUAUUGAGACAAUAAAAGUGCUUCUUGAGCAAGAGAGAAACGAUAUUGACAAUAAAUGGUUGGAGUUGCAGAGAAGAGGUGAAGAGUUGGAACUGCAAAUGACAACACAAAAGAAAAAUGAGGACGUAGACAGAAAGAAAAUGAAAGAAGAGAGACAAGAACUGGAAAAUGAAAUGACCAAGAUCCUGCAAAUUAAAGAUCUGGCGGAAAAAGAAAAGGAAGACUUGGUAAGAAACUGGAAAGAACUUGACAUUUGUAAAGAGCAAAUACUAAAAGAGAGAGCUGAACUAGAUGAAAUUACGAACAAAGCAGAAACUGACAAAACGCUACUUGAUCAAAAAGAGGCUGAAAUGAACCAACAAAAGCAAACUGUGGAGAAAACUUUGAGGGACUUGAUGAAGGAAAGAACUCAUUUGGACAAAAUGAGAGAGGAACUUAAUGAACAAACACAACAAAUACACUUGGAAAAGAACAUAUUAGACACUGAACAACAUGAACUGAAAGUAGAAAAACAAAAAAUGGAAGAUGAAAGAAAAGCCAUCGAGCAGUCAAAGGCAUCUAUGCAGAAAGAAAUUGAGAACAAGAGACAAGAACUGGAAAAUAAAAUGGCCAAGGUCCUGCACGUGAAAAAACUGGCGGAAAAAGAAAAGGAGGACUUGAUGAGGAACUGGAAAGAACUCAACAAUCUUAAAGAGCAAAUACUAAAAGAGAGAGCUGAACUAGAGAAAAUUAAAAACAAAGCAGCAACUCACAAAAUGUUACUUGAUCAAAAAGAGGCUGAAAUGAACCAACAAAAGCAAACUGUGGAGAAAACUUUGAGGGACUUGAUGGAGGAAAGAACUCAUUUGGACAAAAUGAGAAAGGAACUUGAUGCACAAACACAACUAAUAGACGUGAAAAAGGCCACAUUAGACACUGAACAACAUGAACUGAAAGUAGAAAAACAAAAGAUGAAAGAUGAAAGAAAAGACUUGGAGCAGUCAAAGGCAUCUAUGCAGAAAGAGGUUGAGGAAAUGAAGAAUGCUCUGGAAAAGGCCAAACUAGACAUGCAGAUACUUCAUGAAAAUAUAACCGAACUAGAAAUUGAGAAAGAGCAAAAUAAGAUUAUUGUUGAAGAAGUUUACCAGAGAGAGACAGAUUUGGAAAAGAUAGAAGCAGAAAUUGCAGAGAAAAGACAAGAUAUUGAGAUAAUGAAAGUGCUUCUUGAGCAGGAGAGAAACAACAUUGACAAUAAAUGGUUGGAUUUGCAGAGAAGAGGUGACGAGUUGGAACUGCAAAUCACAACACAAAAGGAAAAGGAGGACGUAGAAAGAAAGAAAAUGAAAAAGGAGAAACAAGAACUGGAAAAUGAAAUGUCCAAGAUCCUGCAAAUGAAAGAACUGGCUGAAAAAGAAAAGGAGGACUUGGUGAGAAACUGGAAAGAACUCGACAACUGUAAAGAGCAAAUACUAAAAGAGAGAGCUGAACUAGAUGAAAUUACGAACAAAGCAGAAACUGACAAAACGCUACUUGAUCAAAAAGAGGCUGAAAUGAACCAACAAAAGCAAACUGUGGAGAAAAUUUUGAGGGACUUGAGGAAGGAAAUAACUCAUUUGGACAAAAUGAGAGAGGAACUUAAUGAACAAACACAACAAAUACACUUGGAAAAGAACAUAUUAGACACUGAACACCAUGAACUGAGAGUAGAAAAACAAAAAAUGGAAGAUGAAAGAAAAGCCAUCGAGCAGUCAAAGGCAUCUAUGCAGAAAGAGGUCGAGGAAAUGAAGACUGCUCUGGAAAAGGCCAAAGUAGACAUGCAGAUACUUCAUGAAAACAUAACCAAACUAGAAAAGGAGAAAGAGCAAAAUAAGAUUCUUGUUGAAGAAGUUCACCAGAGAGAGAAAGACUUGGAAAAAAUAGAAGGAGAAAUUGCAAAGAACAGACAAGAUAUUGAGAUAAUGAAAGUGCAGCUUGAGGAGGAGAGAAACAACAUUGACAAUAAAUGUUUGGAGUUGCAGAGGAGAGGUGAGGAGUUGGAACUGCAAAUCACAACACAAAAAGAAAAGGAGGACGUAGAAAGAAAGAAAAUAAAAGAGGAGAGACAAGAACUGGAAAAUGAAAUGGCCAAGGUCCUGCAUAUGAAAGAACUGGCUGGAAAAGAAAAGGAGGACUUGGUGAGGAACUGGAAAGAACUCGACAAUCUUAAAGAGAACAUACUAAAAGAGAGAGCUGAACUAGAUGUAAUUAGGAUCAAAACUGAAACUGACAAAACGUUACUUGAUCAAAAAGAGGCUAAAAUGAACCAACAAAAGCAAACUGUGGAGAAAACUUUGAUUGACUUGAUGGAGGAAAGAACUCAUUUAGACAAAAUGAGAGAGGAACUUGAUGCGCAAACACAACUAAUAGAAAGCAGUGUCAGAGACAACCUGAAACAAGAGAAUGACAAAGUUGAUGAGUUAAUGAAAGAAGUACAAAAGGAGAAGAUGGAUGUUAAAACUAUGAAGACAACCACAGAAGAUUUAAAGAAUGAUCUAGAAAAAAUGAAUGCCACAUUAGAAGCUGAACAAGAUGAACUGAGAGUAGAAAAACAAAAGAUGGAAGAUGAGAGAAAAGCCUUUGAGCAGUCGAAAGCAUCUAUGCAAAAAGAGGUCGAGGAAAUGAAGACUGCUCUGGAAAAGGCCAAAUUAGACAUGCAGGUACAUCAUGAAAUUAAAGUUGAACUAGAAAAGGAGAAAGAGGAAAACAAGAUUUUUGUUGAAGAACUUCACCAGAAAGAGAAAUAUUUAGAGAAGAUGAAAGGAGAAAUUGCAGAGAAAAGUCAAGAUAUUGAGACAAUGAAAGUGCUUCUUGAGCAAGAGAGAAACGACAUUGAAAAUAAAUGGUUGGAGUUGCAGAAGAGAGGUGACGAGUUGGAACUGCAAAUCACAACACAAAAGGAAAAGGAGGAUGUAGAAAGAAAGAAAAUUAAAGGGGACAGACAGGAACUGGAAAAUGAAAUGGCCAAGGUCCUGCAAAUGAAAGAACUGGCAAAAAAAGAAAAGGAGGACUUGGUGAGAAACUGGAAAGAACUCGACAAUUGUAAAGAGCAAAUACUAAAAGAGAGAGCUGAACUAGAUGAAAUUAAGAACAAAACAGCAACUGACAAAAUGUCGCUUAAUCAAAAAGAGGCUGAAAUGAACCAACAAAAGCAAACUGUGGAGAAAACUUUGAUUGCCUUGAUGGAGGAAAGAACUCAUUUGGACAAAAAGAGAGAGGAACUUGAUGCGCAAACACAACUAAUAGAAAGCAGUGUCAGAGACAACCUGAAACAGGAGAGAGACAAAGUUGAUGAGUUAAUGAAAGAAGUACAAAAGGAGAAGAUGGAUGUUGAAACUAUGAGGACAACCACAGACGAUUUAAAGAAUGAUCUAGAAAAAAUGAAGGCCACAUUAGAAGCUGAAGAAGAUGAGCUAAGGGUAGAAAAACAAAAGAUGGAAGAUGAGAGAAAAUCCUUCGAGCAGUCAACGGCAUCUAUGCAGAAAGAGGUCGAGGAAAUGAAGAAUGCUUUUGAAAAGGCCAAACUAGACAUGCAGAUACUUCAAGAAAAUAAAACCCAACUAGAACAGGAAAAAGAGGAAAACAAGAUUUUUGUUCAAGAACUUCACCAGAAAGAGAAAGAUUUAGAGAAGAUGAAAGGAGAAAUUGCAGAGAAAAGACAAGAUAUUGAGACAAUGAAAGUGCUUCUUGAGCAGGAGAGAAACAACAUUGAAAAUAAAUGGUUGGAUUUGCAGAGGAGUGGUGACGAGUUGGAACUGCAAAUCACAACACAAAAGGAAAAGGAGGACGUAGAAAGAAAGAAAAUGAAAAAGGAGAAACAAGAACUGGAAAAUGAAAUGUCCAAGAUCCUGCAAAUGAAAGAACUGGCUGAAAAAGAAAAGGAGGACUUGGUGAGAAACUGGAAAGAACUCGACAACUGUAAAGAGCAAAUACUAAAAGAGAGAGCUGAACUAGAUGAAAUUACGAACAAAGCAGAAACUGACAAAACGCUACUUGAUCAAAAAGAGGCUGAAAUGAACCAACAAAAGCAAACUGUGGAGAAAACUUUGAGGGACUUGAGGAAGGAAAGAACUCAUUUGGACAAAAUGAGAGAGGAACUUAAUGAACAAACACAACAAAUACACUUGGAAAAGAACAUAUUAGACACUGAACACCAUGAACUGAGAGUAGAAAAACAAAAAAUGGAAGAUGAAAGAAAAGCCAUCGAGCAGUCAAAGGCAUCUAUGCAGAAAGAGGUCGAUGAAAUGAAGAAUGCUCUGGAAAAGGCCAAAGUAGACAUGCGGAUACUUCAUGAAAACAUAACCAAACUAGAAAAGGAGAAAGAGCAAAAUAAGAUUCUUGUUGAAGAAGUUCACCAGAGAGAGAAAGACUUGGAAAAAAUAGAAGGAGAAAUUGCAAAGAACAGACAAGAUAUUGAGAUAAUGAAAGUGCAGCUUGAGGAGGAGAGAAACAACAUUGACAAUAAAUGUUUGGAGUUGCAGAGGAGAGGUGAGGAGUUGGAACUGCAAAUCACAACACAAAAAGAAAAGGAGGAUGUAGAAAGAAAGAAAAUAAAAGAGGAGAGACAAGAACUGGAAAAUGAAAUGGCCAAGGUCCUGCAUAUGAAAGAACUGGCUGGAAAAGAAAAGGAGGACUUGGUGAGGAACUGGAAAGAACUCGACAAUCUUAAAGAGAACAUACUAAAAGAGAGAGCUGAACUAGAUGUAAUUAGGAUCAAAACUGAAACUGACAAAACGUUACUUGAUCAAAAAGAGGCUAAAAUGAACCAACAAAAGCAAACUGUGGAGAAAACUUUGAUUGACUUGAUGGAGGAAAGAACUCAUUUAGACAAAAUGAGAGAGGAACUUGAUGCGCAAACACAACUAAUAGAAAGCAGCAUCAGAGACAACCUAAAACAAGAGAGAGACAAAGUUGAUGAGUUAAUGAAAGAAGUACAAAAGGAGAAGAUGGAUGUUAAAACUAUGAAGACAACCACAGAAGAUUUAAAGAAUGAUCUAGAAAAAAUGAAUGCCACAUUAGAAGCUGAACAAGAUGAACUGAGAGUAGAAAAACAAAAGAUGGAAGAUGAGAGAAAAGCCUUUGAGCAGUCAAAGGCAUCUAUGCAGAAAGAGGUCGAGGAAAUGAAGACUGCUCUGGAAAAGGCCAAAUUAGACAUGCAGGUACAUCAUGAAAAUAAAGUUGAACUAGAAAAGGAGAAAGAGGAAAACAAGAUUUUUGUUGAAGAACUUCACCAGAAAGAGAAAGAUUUAGAGAAGAUGAAAGGAGAAAUUGCAGAGAAAAGUCAAGAUAUUGAGACAAUGAAAGUGCUUCUUGAGCAGGAGAGAAACGACAUUGAAAAUAAAUGGUUGGAGUUGCAGAGGAGAGGUGACGAGUUGGAACUGCAAAUCACAACACAAAAGGAAAAGGAGGAUGUAGAAAGAAAGAAAAUUAAAGGGGACAGACAGGAACUGGAAAAUGAAAUGGCCAAGGUCCUGCAAAUGAAAGAACUGGCAAAAAAAGAAAAGGAGGACUUGGUGAGAAACUGGAAAGAACUCGACAAUUGUAAAGAGCAAAUACUAAAAGAGAGAGCUGAACUAGAUGAAAUUAAGAACAAAACAGCAACUGACAAAAUGUCGCUUAAUCAAAAAGAGGCUGAAAUGAACCAACAAAAGCAAACUGUGGAGAAAACUUUGAUUGCCUUGAUAGAGGAAAGAACUCAUUUGGACAAAAUGAGAAAGGAACUUGAUGCACAAACACAACUAAUAGACGUGAAAAAGGCCACAUUAGACACUGAACAACAUGAACUGAAAGUAGAAAAACAAAAGAUGAAAGAUGAAAGAAAAGACUUCGAGCAGUCAAAGGCAUCUAUGCAAAAAGAGGUAGAGGAAAUGAAGAAUGCUUUUGAAAAGGCCAAACUAGACAUGCAGAUACUUCAAGAAAAUAAAACCCAACUAGAAAAGGAGAAAGAGGAAAACAAGAUUUUUGUUGAAGAACUUCACCAGAAAGAGAAAGAUUUAGAGAAGAUGAAAGGAGAAAUUGCAGAGAAAAGUCAAGAUAUUGAGACAAUGAAAGUGCUUCUUGAGCAGGAGAGAAACAACAUUGAAAAUAAUUGGUUGGAGUUACAGAGGAGAGGUGACGAGUUGGAACUGCAAAUCACAACACAAAAGCAAAAGGAGGAUGUAGAAAGAAAGAAAAUUAAAGAGGACAGACAGGAACUGGAAAAUGAAAUGGCCAAGGUCCUGCAAAUGAAAGAACUGGCAAAAAAAGAAAAGGAGGACUUGGUGAGAAACUGGAAAGAACUCGACAAUUGUAAAGAGCAAAUACUAAAAGAGAGAGCUGAACUAGAUGAAAUUAAGAACAAAACAGCAACUGACAAAAUGUCGCUUAAUCAAAAAGAGGCUGAAAUGAACCAACAAAAGCAAACUGUGGAGAAAACUUUGAUUGCCUUGAUGGAGGAAAGAACUCAUUUGGACAAAAUGAGAGAGGAACUUGAUGCGCAAACACAACUAAUAGAAAGCAGCGUCAGAGACAACCUGAAACAGGAGAGAGACAAAGUUGAUGAGUUAAUGAAAGAAGUACAAAAGGAGAAGAUGGAUGUUGAAACUAUGAGGACAACCACAGAAGAUUUAAAGAAUGAUCUAGAAAAAAUGAAGGCCACAUUAGAAGCUGAAGAAGAUGAGCUAAGGGUAGAAAAACAAAAGAUGGAAGAUGAGAGAAAAUCCUUCGAGCAGUCAACGGCAUCUAUGCAGAAAGAGGUCGAGGAAAUGAAGAAUGCUUUUGAAAAGGCCAAACUAGACAUGCAGAUACUUCAAGAAAAUAAAACCCAACUAGAAAAGGAGAAAGAGGAAAACAAGAUUUUUGUUCAAGAACUUCACCAGAAAGAGAAAGAUUUAGAGAAGAUGAAAGGAGAAAUUGCAGAGAAAAGACAAGAUAUUGAGACAAUGAAAGUGCUUCUUGAGCAGGAGAGAAACAACAUUGACAAUAAAUGGUUGGAUUUGCAGAGGAGUGGUGACGAGUUGGAACUGCAAAUCACAACACAAAAGGAAAAGGAGGACGUAGAAAGAAAGAAAAUGAAAAAGGAGAAACAAGAACUGGAAAAUGAAAUGUCCAAGAUCCUGCAAAUGAAAGAACUGGCUGAAAAAGAAAAGGAAGACUUGGUAAGAAACUGGAAAGAACUUGACAUUUGUAAAGAGCAAAUACUAAAAGAGAGAGCUGAACUAGAUGAAAUUAAGAACAAAGCAGAAACUGACAAAACGCUACUUGAUCAAAAAGAGGCUGAAAUGAACCAACAAAAGCAAACUGUGGAGAAAACUUUGAGGGACUUGAUGAAGGAAAGAACUCAUUUGCACAAAAUGAGAGAGGAACUUAAUGAACAAACACAACAAAUACACUUGGAAAAGAACAUAUUAGACACUGAACAACAUGAACUGAAAGUAGAAAAACAAAAAAUGGAAGAUGAAAGAAAAGCCAUCGAGCAGUCAAAGGCAUCUAUGCAGAAAGAAAUUGAGAACAAGAGACAAGAACUGGAAAAUAAAAUGGCCAAGGUCCUGCACGUGAAAAAAUUGGCAGAAAAAGAAAAGGAGGACUUGAUGAGGAACUGGAAAGAACUCAACAAUCUUAAAGAGCAAAUACUAAAAGAGAGAGCUGAACUAGAGAAAAUUAAAAACAAAGCAGCAACUCACAAAAUGUUACUUGAUCAAAAAGAGGCUGAAAUGAACCAACAAAAGCAAACUGUGGAGAAAACUUUGAGGGACUUGAUGGAGGAAAGAACUCAUUUGUUCAAAAUGAGAGAGGAACUUAAUGCACAAACACAACUAAUAGACGUGAAAAAGGCCACAUUAGACACUGAACAACAUGAACUGAAAGUAGAAAAACAAAAGAUGGAAGAUGAGAGAAAAGCCUUCGAGCAGUCAAAAGCAUCUAUGCAGAAAGAGGUUGAGGAAAUGAAGAAUGCUCUGGAAAAGGCCAAACUAGACAUGCAGAUACUUCAUGAAAAUAUAACCGAACUAGAAAAGGAGAAAGAGCAAAAUAAGAUUCUUGUUGAAGAAGUUCACCAGAGAGAGAAAGACUUGGAAAAAAUAGAAGGAGAAAUUGCAAAGAACAGACAAGAUAUUGAGAUAAUGAAAGUGCAGCUUGAGGAGGAGAGAAACAACAUUGACAAUAAAUGUUUGGAGUUGCAGAGGAGAGGUGACGAGUUGGAACUGCAAAUCACAACACAAAAAGAAAAGGAGGAUGUAGAAAGAAAGAAAAUAAAAGAGGAGAGACAAGAACUGGAAAAUGAAAUGGCCAAGGUCCUGCAUAUGAAAGAACUGGCUGGAAAAGAAAAGGAGGACUUGGUGAGGAACUGGAAAGAACUCGACAAUCUUAAAGAGAACAUACUAAAAGAGAGAGCUGAACUAGAUGUAAUUAGGAUCAAAACUGAAACUGACAAAACGUUACUUGAUCAAAAAGAGGCUAAAAUGAACCAACAAAAGCAAACUGUGGAGAAAACUUUGAUUGACUUGAUGGAGGAAAGAACUCAUUUAGACAAAAUGAGAGAGGAACUUGAUGCGCAAACACAACUAAUAGAAAGCAGCAUCAGAGACAACCUGAAACAAGAGAGAGACAAAGUUGAUGAGUUAAUGAAAGAAGUACAAAAGGAGAAGAUGGAUGUUAAAACUAUGAAGACAACCACAGAAGAUUUAAAGAAUGAUCUAGAAAAAAUGAAUGCCACAUUAGAAGCUGAACAAGAUGAACUGAGAGUAGAAAAACAAAAGAUGGAAGAUGAGAGAAAAGCCUUUGAGCAGUCAAAGGCAUCUAUGCAGAAAGAGGUCGAGGAAAUGAAGACUGCUCUGGAAAAGGCCAAAUUAGACAUGCAGGUACAUCAUGAAAAUAAAGUUGAACUAGAAAAGGAGAAAGAGGAAAACAAGAUUUUUGUUGAAGAACUUCACCAGAAAGAGAAAGAUUUAGAGAAGAUGAAAGGAGAAAUUGCAGAGAAAAGUCAAGAUAUUGAGACAAUGAAAGUGCUUCUUGAGCAGGAGAGAAACGACAUUGAAAAUAAAUGGUUGGAGUUGCAGAGGAGAGGUGACGAGUUGGAACUGCAAAUCACAACACAAAAGGAAAAGGAGGAUGUAGAAAGAAAGAAAAUUAAAGGGGACAGACAGGAACUGGAAAAUGAAAUGGCCAAGGUCCUGCAAAUGAAAGAACUGGCUGAUAAAGAAAAGGAGGACUUGGUGAGAAACUGGAAAGAACUCGACAAUUGUAAAGAGCAAAUACUAAAAGAGAGAGCUGAACUAGAUGAAAUUAAGAACAAAACAGCAACUGACAAAAUGUCGCUUAAUCAAAAAGAGGCUGAAAUGAACCAACAAAAGCAAACUGUGGAGAAAACUUUGAUUGCCUUGAUGGAGGAAAGAACUCAUUUAGACAAAAAGAGAGAGGAACUUGAUGCGCAAACACAACUAAUAGAAAGCAGUGUCAGAGACAACCUGAAACAGGAAAGAGACAAAGUUGAUGAGUUAAUGAAAGAAGUACAAAAGGAGAAGAUGGAUGUUGAAACUAUGAGGACAACCACAGAAGAUUUAAAGAAUGAUCUAGAAAAAAUGAAGGCCACAUUAGAAGCUGAAGAAGAUGAGCUAAGGGUAGAAAAACAAAAGAUGGAAGAUGAGAGAAAAUCCUUCGAGCAGUCAACGGCAUCUAUGCAGAAAGAGGUCGAGGAAAUGAAGAAUGCUUUUGAAAAGGCCAAACUAGACAUGCAGAUACUUCAAGAAAAUAAAACCCAACUAGAACAGGAAAAAGAGGAAAACAAGAUUUUUGUUCAAGAACUUCACCAGAAAGAGAAAGAUUUAGAGAAGAUGAAAGGAGAAAUUGCAGAGAAAAGACAAGAUAUUGAGACAAUGAAAGUGCUUCUUGAGCAGGAGAGAAACAACAUUGACAAUAAAUGGUUGGAUUUGCAGAGGAGUGGUGACGAGUUGGAACUGCAAAUCACAACACAAAAGGAAAAGGAGGACGUAGAAAGAAAGAAAAUGAAAAAGGAGAAACAAGAACUGGAAAAUGAAAUGUCCAAGAUCCUGCAAAUGAAAGAACUGGCUGAAAAAGAAAAGGAAGACUUGGUGAGAAACUGGAAAGAACUCGACAACUGUAAAGAGCAAAUACUAAAAGAGAGAGCUGAACUAGAUGAAAUUACGAACAAAGCAGAAACUGACAAAACGCUACUUGAUCAAAAAGAGGCUGAAAUGAACCAACAAAAGCAAACUGUGGAGAAAACUUUGAGGAACUUGAUGAGGGAAAGAACUCAUUUGGACAAAAUGAGAGAGGAACUUAAUGAACAAACACAACAAAUACACUUGGAAAAGAACAUAUUAGACACUGAACAACAUGAACUGAAAGUAGAAAAACAAAAAAUGGAAGAUGAAAGAAAAGCCAUCGAGCAGUCAAAGGCAUCUAUGCAGAAAGAAAUUGAGAACAAGAGACAAGAACUGGAAAAUAAAAUGGCCAAGGUCCUGCACAUGAAAAAAUUGGCGGAAAAAGAAAAGGAGGACUUGAUGAGGAACUGGAAAGAACUCGACAAUCUUAAAGAGAACAUACUAAAAGAGAGAGCUGAACUAGAUGUAAUUAGGAUCAAAACUGAAACUGACAAAACGUUACUUGAUCAAAAAGAGGCUAAAAUGAACCAACAAAAGCAAACUGUGGAGAAAACUUUGAUUGACUUGAUGGAGGAAAGAACUCAUUUAGACAAAAUGAGAGAGGAACUUGAUGCGCAAACACAACUAAUAGAAAGCAGCGUCAGAGACGACCUGAAACAGGAGAGAGACAAAGUUGAUGAGUUAAUGAAAGAAGUACAAAAGGAGAAGAUGGAUGUUAAAACUAUGAAGACAACCACAGAAGAUUUAAAGAAUGAUCUAGAAAAAAUGAAUGCCACAUUAGAAGCUGAACAAGAUGAACUGAGAGUAGAAAAACAAAAGAUGGAAGAUGAGAGAAAAGCCUUUGAGCAGUCGAAGGCAUCUAUGCAGAAAGAGGUCGAGGAAAUGAAGACUGCUCUGGAAAAGGCCAAAUUAGACAUGCAGGUACAUCAUGAAAAUAAAGUUGAACUAGAAAAGGAGAAAGAGGAAAACAAGAUUUUUGUUGAAGAACUUCACCAGAAAGAGAAAGAUUUAGAGAAGAUGAAAGGAGAAAUUGCAGAGAAAAGUCAAGAUAUUGAGACAAUGAAAGUGCUUCUUGAGCAGGAGAGAAACGACAUUGAAAAUAAAUGGUUGGAGUUGCAGAGGAGAGGUGACGAGUUGGAACUGCAAAUCACAACACAAAAGGAAAAGGAGGAUGUAGAAAGAAAGAAAAUUAAAGGGGACAGACAGGAACUGGAAAAUAAAAUGGCCAAGGUCCUGCAAAUGAAAGAACUGGCAAAAAAAGAAAAGGAGGACUUGGUGAGAAACUGGAAAGAACUCGACAAUUGUAAAGAGCAAAUACUAAAAGAGAGAGCUGAACUAGAUGAAAUUAAGAACAAAACAGCAACUGACAAAAUGUCGCUUAAUCAAAAAGAGGCUGAAAUGAACCAACAAAAGCAAACUGUGGAGAAAACUUUGAUUGCCUUGAUAGAGGAAAGAACUCAUUUGGACAAAAUGAGAAAGGAACUUGAUGCACAAACACAACUAAUAGACGUGAAAAAGGCCACAUUAGAAACUGAACAACAUGAACUGAAAGUAGAAAAACAAAAGAUGAAAGAUGAAAGAAAAGACUUCGAGCAGUCAAAGGCAUCUAUGCAGAAAGAGGUCGAGGAAAUGAAGAAUGCUUUUGAAAAGGCCAAACUAGACAUGCAGAUACUUCAAGAAAAUAAAACCCAACUAGAAAAGGAGAAAGAGGAAAACAAGAUUUUUGUUAAAGAACUUCACCAGAAAGAGAAAGAUUUAGAGAAGAUGAAAGGAGAAAUUGCAGAGAAAAGUCAAGAUAUUGAGACAAUGAAAGUGCUUUUUGAGCAGGAGAGAAACAACAUUGAAAAUAAUUGGUUGGAGUUACAGAGGAGAGGUGACGAGUUGGAACUGCAAAUCACAACACAAAAGGAAAAGGAGGAUGUAGAAAGAAAGAAAAUUAAAGAGGACAGACAGGAACUGGAAAAUGAAAUGGCCAAGGUCCUGCAAAUGAAAGAACUGGCUGAAAAAGAAAAGGAGGACUUGGUGAGAAACUGGAACGAACUCGACAAUUGUAAAGAGCAAAUACUAAAAGAGAGAGCUGAACUAGAUGAAAUUAAGAACAAAACAGCAACUGACAAAAUGUCGCUUAAUCAAAAAGAGGCUGAAAUGAACCAACAAAAGCAAACUGUGGAGAAAACUUUGAAAGACAUGAUAGAGGAAAGAACUCAUUUGGACAAAAUGAGAAAGGAACUGGACACACAAACACAACUAAUAGACGUGGAAAAGGCCACACUAGACACUGAACAACAUGAACUGAAAGUAGAAAAACAAAAGAUGGAAGAUGAGAGAAAAGCCUUCGAGCAGUCAAAGGCAUCUAUGCAGAAAGAGGUUGAAGACAUGAAGAAUGCUCUUGAAAAUGCCAAACUAGACUUUCAGAUACUUCAUGAAAAUAAAACUGAACAAGAAAAGGAGAAAGAGCAAAAUAAGAUUCUUGCUGAAGAAGUUCACCAGAAAGAGAAAGACUUGGAAAAGAUGAAAGGAGAAAUUGCAGACAUAAGUCAAGAUAUUGAGAUAAUGAAAGUGCUUCUUAUGCAAGAGAGAAAUGACAUCGACAAUAAAUGGUUGGAUUUGAAGAGGAGAGGUGAAGAGUUUAAACUGCAAAUCACAACUCAAAAGGAAAAGGAGGACGUAAAAAGUACAAAAAUGAAAGAGGAGAGACAAGAACUGGAAAAUGAAAUGGCCAAGGUCCUGCGAAUGAAAGAACUGGCUGAAAAAGAAAAGGAAGACUUGGUGAGAAACUGGAAAGAACUCGAGAUUCUUAAAGAGCAAAUACUAAAAGAGAGAGCUGAACUAGAUGUAAUACAGAACAAAACAGCAACUAACCAAACGUUACUUGCUGAAAAAGAGGCUGAAAUGAACCAACAAAAGCAAACUGUGGAGAAAACUUUGAGGGACUUGAUGGAGGAAAGAACUUAUUUGGACAAAAUGAGAGAGGAACUUGAUGCACAAACACAACUAAUAGACGUGGAAAAGGCCACAUUAGACACUGAACAACAUGAACUGAGAGUAGAAAAACAAAAGAUGGAAGAUCAGAGAAAAGCCUUCGAGCAGUCAAAGGCAUCUAUGCAGAAAGAGGUCGAGGAAAUGAAGAAUGCUCUGGAAAAGGCCAAAGUAGACAUGCGGAUACUUCAUGAAAACAUAACCGAAGUAGAAAAGGAGAAAGAGCAAAAUAAGAUUCUUGUUGAAGAAGUUCACCAAAAAGAGAAAGACUUGGAAAAGAUGAAAGGAGAAAUUGCAGAGAGAAGACAAGAUAUUGAGACAAUGAAAGUGCUUCUUGAGCAGGAGAGAAACGACAUUGACAAUAAAUGGUUGGAGUUGCAGAGGAGAGGUGAAGAGUUUGAACUGCAAAUCAAAACACAAAAGAAAAAGGAGGACGUAGAAAGAAGGAAAAUGGAAGAGGAGAGACAAGAACUGGAAUAUAAAAAGGCCAAAAUCCUGCAAAUGAAAGAACUGGCUGAAAAAGAAAAAGAAGAUUUUGUGAGAAGUUUGAAAGAACUCGACAACUGUAAAGAGCAAAUACUAAAAGAGAGAACUGAACUAGAUGUAAUUAAGAACAAAGCAGCAUCUGACAAACUGUUGCUUGUUGAAAAAGAGGCUGAAAUUAACCAACAAAAGCAAACUGUGGAGAAAACUUUGAGGGAGUUGAUGGAGGAAAGAACUCAUUUGGACAAAAUGAGAAAGGAACCUGACACACAAACACAACUAAUAGAAAGCAGCGUCAGAGACAACCUGAAACAAGAGGGAGACAAAGUUGAUGAGUUAAUGAAAGAAGUACAAAAGGAGAAGAUGGAUGUUGAACCUAUGAAGACAAUUACAGAAGAUUUAAAGAAUGAGCUAGAACAAACGCAGGCCACACUAGACACUGAACAACAUGAACUGAAAGUAGAAAAACAAAAGAUGGAAGAUGAAAGAAAAGACUUCGAGCAGUCAAAGGCAUCUAUGCAGAAAGAGGUUGAGGAAAUGAAGAAUGCUCUGGAAAAGGCCAAACUAGACAUUCAGAUACUUCAUGAAAACAACACCGAAGUAGAUAAGGAGAAAGAGCAAAAUAAGAUUCUUGUUGAAGAAGUUCACCAAAAAGAGAAAGACUUGGAAAAGAUGAAAGGAGAAAUUGCAGAGAAAAGACAAGAUAUUGAGAUAAUGAAAGUGCUUCUUGAGCAGGAGAGAAACGAAAUUGACAAUAAAUGUUUGGAGCUGCAGAGGAGAAGUGAAGAGUUGGAACUGCAAAUCACAACACAAAAGGAAAAGGAGGAUGUAGAAAAAAAGAAAAUGAAAGAGGAGAGACAAGUAUUGGAAAAUGAAAUGGCCAAGGUUCUGCAAAUGAAAGAACUGGCUGACAAAGAAAAAAAGGACUUGGUGAGAAACUGGAAAGAACUCGAGCUUCUUAAAGAGCAAAUACUAAAAGAGAGAGCUGAACUAGAUGAAAUGAAGAACAAAGCAGAAACUGGGAAAAGGUUACCUGAACUAAAAGAGGCUGAAAUGAACCAACAAAAGCAAACUGUGGAGAAAAUUGUGAUGAAGGAAGAAAUGAACCUGGAUGAGACAGGAAUUAAAGACAUUCUAGACAAUCAAGAACAACAAGAUACAGAACAAUUGAUGAAGCUGGACAAAAUGCAGGAAAAAGAUGAUGACGACAAAACAAGUGUUUCUAGUACAAAUCAAGAAAUAAAAAAAGAACUGGAACAUAGCAUAUACGAUUUGAAUAAACAGAAGAGUAGCAUAGUUCUGGAGGUUGUGAUGCAGAGGCAGAACCUGGUACAGUUAAAUGCAGAAAUGCAUAAAGUAAGAGAAGACCUAGCUGUCCUUCAGGAAUUAUUACAAAACAAACAUGCUGAGUUGGAUCAACUCAAAGCUCAAAUCCAAAUACAAAAAAAUCUAAUGGGAAAUGUUGAUGCUGGCAAAUGGAUAAGUUCAAUUAAGGUGCCACAGAAUUCGAUUAAAACAGACAAUCAGACACAAACAACUGAGGAUGACAUUGUUCCAUUGAUCAGCGAUUCUGCAGUUGUAACAAGGGAAACACUUUUCAGAAAAGAAUUUGAAAUCCCAACACAAUCCCUAAAAAUGGAGAAGAAACAUGACUUGGGGAAGCCUGUGGUGAGAAGUAAUCAGACAGAGAUGGAAAAAGAGUGGACUGCACUUCAGCAAUCUAAAAUAGCACUGGAUAGACAACAGGAAGAUUUAUGCACAUCCAAACAAAACACAGAGAAUGAGAAGACAGAACUGGAAAUGACAAAGAAGAAUAUGAUACAAUACAUGAAGCAGAUGCAGGAAGAGUUAAAGAAUACACAAGCAAAAUCAGAUCAACUUGAGCUUCAGAUAAAAGAACAGAGGAUAAAACUGGAAAGCAUUUUAGAUGAGAUUAAGGAAAAGAGAGACAAACUUGAAAUGCUCAGUGUAGAGAUACAAAGAGUUAAAAAUGAGAAAGAAGACAAUGAAAAUCUGAGAGCUUUGAUAUAUACGCAACAACACCACAUGAAACAAUUAAGGGAAAAAUUAGAAGCACAGAAGGAAAUCGGGAGAGUAGCAAUUAUAAGUGAAGGAAAAGACACUGUGGAUCAACAAAUUACAAAAGAAGUGGCUGACCGAGAUGAAUGCAUACCAGAAGUAGAACAGAGUCUUAAAGUCAAUGACUUAAUGGAAUCCCUGAGAGGAGAAAAAGACAAAACAAUGCAAAUGAAAUCUGAACUUCUAAAAUAUCAGAGGGAAAUUGAGGAACUAAGAAAUGAGCUUAAACAGGUAAAAUGUGAAGCACAAGAGAAAAUAAAGCAUAUGGAGCGCACUUUGGAAAAGUAUGAGAAAGACAAUGACGAAGCAAAAGACAUGAUAAAUAAACUUCAAAAUGAAAAGGCAACCAUUGAGGUCAUUCUUGAAGAAGCAAAGGAAAGGAUCAGAAACUUGGAACUCAUGAAUGACAAUAUAAAAAGACAGAAUAAAGAUCUAGAGGACAAGAAUCAGCUGCUUGAAAGCCAGAUGAGUCAUUUGAAAAAGAAAAUAGAAGUCUUACAGAAAGAGGGUGACGAAAUGAGCAUCAAUUUAAAUAAACAAGAAGAAAAAGAAAAAGAAGAGCUAGAACUCAAGAAACAACAAUCAAUGAUUAAAGAGAAUAACCUGAAACUAACUAAGUAUGAGCUACAAAAAAAGACAGAGGAUGUAGAAACUCUUAUGGAAAAUGUAAAGAAAGAGAAGGAGGCACUAGAGAAAAAGGCCAUUAAACAGGAAAAUGAGAAGGAACAACAGAAACACCUUCAAGAACAGUUAGAAAGAGAAUUGCAAAUUUUAAAGCACACAAAUGAUGUUCUUACAGUGGAGAAAAAUGAAAUUGAGCAAAGAAAGAUGCAAAUACAGAGACAAAAAGAUGACCUUCAAGACAUUUUAAGCACAAAGCAAAAAGAAUUUGAGAUCAAGGAAAAUGACAUUGAAAGAGAAAAAGCUUUUCUGAAGAAGAUGAAAUUUGACUUGGAAAGGGUAAGCACUGAAAUAAACACUGAAAAAGAACAGCUGAGUCUUAAGAGAAAUGACCUUGAGCGCUGGGAGGUAGAACUACAGGAACAAAGAAAUGAAAAUGUGGCAUUGAAGACCUCAUUAACAAUCGAGAAGGAUCAGUUGGAGAAAGCAAAGGCUGACUUACAACUAAUUCAAUAUGAGAUGAACAUCUUGAAAGAAACCAAAAAUGAGAAGUACGCAGAGGAGCAGCUGAAGUAUGACACUGAUAUAAAGGCAAAGAGGAAAGAGUACAUAAGUCAUGAGGAACCAACAACAGCAAAAGUUGAAUGGGAUCAAUCACAUAGCAUGCUACAAGAUAAGGAGGAAACUGAGAAUCAACAGACACUUACAAGGUUAAUGGAUGAGCUUAAACAGAAGGAAUGGAGAAUUAGGCUUGACAGAGAAAACAUUCAAAAGGAAACAAACAGUUUGGAGCAGGUCAAGGCAGAGACACAAAGACAGGCUGAGAAUAUUGAGAAACAAAUGAAGGAAACACAGACUGAGAAAGUCAGAGUGGAGGAAAUGGUUGUUCUACUUAAAAAGGAUAAGGAGGAAUUUCAAACAGUUAUUGAGGAGACCAAGAGGCGUCAGGUGGAAAUAGAAACACUGCAAGCUGAUUUAGAAAGACAGAAAAAUGAAAUUCAAGCCAGUCUAGAAUUGCUUCAGAAAGAAAAGAAUGACAUGAAGAAGAGCAGAGCAGAGAUUGAGACUUCUAAGAAAGAUGUUGAAAAGCAGAUUGUUGAACAAAUGGAGAAGGACAUGAUGACAAAGACAAUGUUACAAAAAGAAAUGGAGGUUCUACAAGAGUUAAAUAUGAAUAUAACAACUGAAAGAGAAGCUAUGGUAAAAGAAAAGAACAACAUUAGACAUAAAGAAUUUGAACUGAAAACACAGUGGAAGGAAAUGGAGGAACAAAAAGACUGUCUCAUGGUGGAAAUAGGUCAGCUUGAGAAGAGACAGCAAGACCUGGAUAACUUAGCAAAACAAAUAAAAAGAGAACAAACUAAAGUACAAUCUACUACGGCUGAAAUAGGAAUACAGACUCAGACUACUGGAGAGGUAAUGGAGGACACAACAAAGAAACAGGACUUGAAAGAAAUUUCAGACCAGCUCGAAAUGAAAAGAGAAGAGUUAGCGACCAUCCUUAAGGAAGUACAAAGGAAAAAGAAGGAUCUGGAGCAAGUAAAUGCUAAGCUACUAAAACAGCAUGAAGAAAUUAUUUACAAGCAAAGGGAGAGAGAGAAACUUGAACAACUGAAAAGAAACAUUCAAAAAGAUAAGAAGGAAACUGAUGACCACACGGAGCACCUGCAGAUAAUGAAAGGUCUUACUGAAAAUGCCAGUGCUGAUCUUGAAAUACAAAGAAUGCCAUUGCAACUCACAGAGCAAAAUAUAGCACACCAGAGAACCUUACUGCAACAAGAAAAAGAUGACAUGGAGAACACCAGGAGGAGAACUAGGGAAGAAUUACAGGUGAUGACCUUUCAAUUAGAAGAGUGUAACAAGGAGCUGGACACUAUAAGUGCACAGACAAAUGAGAAGCAGAGGGAACUCGAAAUGAUAAAGAAGGAAAUCCAUGAAAAGAAACAAGUCCUGGAACAUUUAAAAGAAAUAUCUGCAAAACAAAAGCAAGCUAAAGUAACAGACACAGACCCGCUACCUGUACAGAAAGCUAAAAAAGCAGAUAUUUUAAAAUUGGAUGAUGUGUACAAAAACAAUCAUGCAGAUGCAUGCACACAAACCUACAUGGAGAAAAUGUACGGCAAUGAAAUGAUGCAUGGAAAACAUGUUCUUAAUGUUAUACAAACAUAUGAGGACACAAAGGAUGUUUGCAUACAGUGCAAACUGGAAAAACAAAUGAAGGAUACAGAAACCAUGACAGAAAUUACUAUGGAAAAAGAAGUCUCAGAGAAAGAAAGACAAAUUCAAAUAUCCAUAAAAUACCUUCAGAGUAAUAAAAUAACAUAUGAGGAAAUGAGUAGAACAAUUGAGGAAAUGAGGAAGGAACUAGAUGACAGACUGGAAGACAUUCUACUGAAGGAAAUUGAGAGAACUGGAUUACGGAGAGAUCAAAUUGAGACAGAACUUAGAAGAGCAACAAUGGAGAGCUAUAAUGCAGCAAUUAUUCAGGAAAUGGACAAAGAGCGGCAGAACAGUUUAGAAAAAGAAAAGCAACUCAUAUUGUUAAAGGAAUCUAUGCUGUUGGAAAUAAGUCAGAUUAAGAGCAAGAAGACAGACACAAGCACCAAAUACCUACAGAGGCUGGAGCAGCUCACAAAUCAAACAGCCACAAUUAAAGACAGAAUCAGGGGGGUGACAGAUCAAGCUGUCCAAACUCUGGCCGAGAAGAGUCAAGACAGGCAUACAAGAGAAAAGAAAACACGGACUGGUCAACAAGUGGGCAUACAGUUGGACAGGCCAGUGGCGUCUGCCAGCUCUUCACAGCAUGUACUGGUUGAAGAUGAGGAUGAGACAUUUAGCAGCAAUGCUAAGAGGAGAGAACAACCUACAAACACUUCACAAAGAUGGCGGCUACUGCAUUGGAUCAGACGAUCAUGCUCUAGCUGUUGCAAAACAGAAAAUAAACAAGAGAAAGAAGACUGUUAAUCCUGAGGCUGGACAGUGUGGUUUUAACAAACCAAAUUCAUGCAAACCUAAAAAGAUCUUAAGGCUAAGACGACCAGUUUUUACUUACCUUGUGUGCUUCUAUUAUGCUUUGAAACUGCUAUAGAAACUGCUAAAGAACCAAUAAUGUGGAUAUAAUCCUGCAUAGCUUUAGGGCACUAACAUUUUUAUCAGUAUGUAUCAGACCAAAUAUUACAGUAUAACUCUUUUCUAUUCUCAUAAGGGCUAGAUAACUCUAACACUUACUAAAAAGGUUUUCAAUCUUUUUUGGCCAAAGACCUGAUUUUAUAAGUUUAAAAUCUUAGUAACCCAACUUCUUAUAUCAUGGCCAAUUUUCCAAGUAAAUUUUUGUAAAUAUGAGAGCUUUACAAUUUUUUAUAAAUAAUAAAAUGGUGGCAUGCUACAACCUUUAUUUCAUAUGUUUGAUUGAUCUACCUAGAACUAGAAUCAAUGAUUUGGGAAACAAUCACAUCUUCAUAUCAAGUGGCCCUAUGUGGGGUCAUGCCCCAAAGUUUGAGAGCCACUGUUUUACUACAAGUUAUCUUUAAGAAUAAAAACAAAUGAGAAAACAAUGAGAAGAUAAUGCUUACACAAUGUUAAAAUACCCAGAUUACAUUUUUAUAGUGUGUAAGGAAUGUAUAGCAAUAAUUUUUGUUUUUAUGCAGAAAUAAUUGACUUGUGACCAACUUUGUGUACCAUUUUCCCCAUGGUUAUAAUAAUAAUUAUUAUCAUUAAUGAUUGUGACUUUGCAAGUGUGUGAAACUUACAGCAAUAUUUUGUGCAUUUGUGUACCUGGAUGUGUUAUUUCUAUAAACUAACCUUGUUUUUUCAGAACUAAAACAACUUUACUAGCAUGUGUUUUACCUACUAUGAGUUCAUUUUAAACUUUGUGGAUAUUUAGUAAAAUGUCUUUGUAAAAAGGUUUAAGGUAAAAUUUGUACAUCCCUGCCCCAUAUGGUGCAUUUCUUAACACCCAUAAUUCUGCUGUCCUAGGUGCUCAUGGGCAUUUUACUCAUUUAGGCCCAUUAAGUGACAGAAGACUCAAACUCAAACCCCAGACCAUCAAGCUGUGACAAAUGCCAUGCGACAGAAUUAAGCACCCAGCAUUCUGAGAGCAUGUUGAGGUGUUUUCAUAUGUUGCAUGACUAGUGAAAGGCUGCAUUGUCCUUGGAGGAGACAUGUACUGGCCUUCAGCUGUCCAGCCUGGUGUUGUGUGGUGGUGAGGGGAGUUUCUGUCCAUGACUUAAUUGCUCUGAUCAUAAAUUGGGUAAGAGUGCUAUGUCUGCAACAAUGCUGAAAUCUCGAGCUCUGCUAUCAGCCGGCCGGGUACAUACACAGACACACGAUUGGCUGUGUGCCUGUAGGAGAGGGACAAUGGCUGAAACAGGGUUUCUUGUCGCUGGUGUGGCCUCUGCUGACCGGUCGAGGGGCGGCUGAUCACAGAUGGCAGUGCGUAGCUCUCCGCAUGCGAUACUGCGCUCUGUAAGACUCCGCCCUGGUAGGUGAAAAGAAGCGAUCAGCUGCAUGUGUGUCGGAGGGGGUGCAUGACAGCCUCUGCUUUCCUCAAUCGGGGGUGAGAGUGGCCGCAACGACAAGGGAGAGAUAAGCUCUGAUUGGCCACGAAUUAAUUUGAUGCAAAAAGAAAAAUAGUACUAUGUCUGAUUUUAGUCACUGAAAUAAAAGAGAAUGUCACAUGGCACCAAAAGGAAAUUCUGCAUCUAUGUAGGGAUGAUACUGCAAACUUACCUUAACAAUCGUGUCUAAUUGGAAAGGAAGCUACUAAAUAAUAACUGACUUUUAAAUAUGAUAUGAUAUGAACACUUAAGAAAAACAACAAACUUAAACAUAGGAUGACAUUCAGUAGUACACUGCAUUUUGAAUCCAUUAUGUAUAAACACAUUGCAAUAAAUAAAGCCUUAUGUUGAUUUUA